Messenger RNA from Cylas formicarius (sweet potato weevil), 369 nucleotides. RefSeq names its product splicing factor 3B subunit 5 (gene Sf3b5). Gene Ontology annotation, biological process: mRNA splicing, via spliceosome. The record is from RefSeq and is a predicted model, not a curated record. The coding region runs from base 105 to 362 and encodes 85 amino acids. Gene Ontology annotation, cellular component: precatalytic spliceosome; U2 snRNP. The transcript has a single exon. NCBI's taxonomy places the organism in Eukaryota, Metazoa, Arthropoda, Insecta, Coleoptera, Brentidae.
AAGUUGUGAAGAAUAACUUAGAUCUGUGAGUAAAUAUUAAUUUCAAAUUGUGCUUCUAAAAUUUACCAAUUAACUUAAAUGGUACAUUAAUCUGACUAAGGAUAAUGGGCGACCGAUAUAAUAUUCACAGUCAGCUUGAGCACUUGCAGUCGAAAUAUAUUGGGACUGGCCAUGCGGAUACUACUAAAUUUGAAUGGUUGGUAAAUCAACAUAGAGACAGCUAUUCCAGUUAUUUGGGACAUCCAGACUUGCUAAGCUAUUUCGCUAUUUGUGAAAAUGAAGCAAAAGCAAGAGUAAAAUUUAAUUUGAUGGAGAAAAUGCUUCAACCGUGUGGACCUCCACCAGACAAGCCUGAGGACUAGCACCGAU